AUGACCUACUGCUCCAAGCCAUGUCAAAAGGCUGACUGGUCAGUCCACAAGAUCCUCUGCCCCACCUACUUGAACUUCCAGACCCGUCCGACCCCCGAUCACUUCCUCGGCAUCCUCUUCCCCGAGAAGUCCACCACCCCACGUUUUCUCUGGGUUGCCUGCCCACUCGAAUACGACGAAGAUGAUGACUCUCACUGGCGGUUACCGAAGUGCCCAGAGGUCAAGUUCUUCGUCGGACGAUCAAUGAGUCUCCCGGCUAAUGGGCUCAGGAAGCGGUGGAGGGGUGACAAGCUAGAGAUAUACUAUAACGAUGAUUUCAUGAUCGACGGAUCUGAGGUCAAUGAAUGUGUUAUAGCUGUUACGGGUGGGAAAGCGUAUCACCCGUGGGGUGACUCGAUACUAGUGAUGAGGCAUGUAGGGUUGAGCAUGAAUCCGGAAGCUUUUGAGGAUGUGCAGAUGGUGGAUUUCAGGGAUGCGGUAGAUUAUUUGACGACAUAUGGGGAUAGGGCAAUACACGAUAAUAUGAAGGGGCUUCCGAGGCCAGCGUGGACAUACCUGCAAUGA
This is a messenger RNA of Morchella importuna, 564 nucleotides long. RefSeq lists its product as uncharacterized. NCBI's taxonomy places the organism in Eukaryota, Fungi, Ascomycota, Pezizomycetes, Pezizales, Morchellaceae. The record is from RefSeq and is a predicted model, not a curated record. The coding region runs from base 1 to 564 and encodes 187 amino acids. The transcript has a single exon.